AUGUGUGAAAUAUUUCCGGAAGUAGACAAAUGCUGUCUCGGAGUAUCACUACGAGUUGGAAUGAUGCUUAUAUCAAUUAUUUCUAUUAUGUCGGGCGUAAUUUUUUUAAGCGUAUUAGAAAAGAAAUCAAAUAUAAAUUACAAUAAAGCGCAAGGUGUUACGGAUAUUCAAGCGACUGAUCAAGCAUUGUCAGCGACAAGUGUCAUCAUACCUACCGGAAUGGUGAUCGUAUCCUUAAUAUUUAUGUUCACAGGAGUCGUGCUUUUCUUUGCUACUUUAGCGGAUGACGAAGGAUUAAUUCAAGUGUUCGUCUGGCUAACAUUUCUUGGGGUAUUAAUUGGCUUCGUAAUGGUUCUGAUGACCGCGUGCGAAUGCCUGUUGAAGCCAGCAUGUAUACUGUCUGACUUCGAUUGGCUGUCGGGGUCUGCUUUGCUGGUGCUAGUUGUUGCUUAUCUGUUUUUGUGGAUAUACUUCAUAACCGUAGCGAACAGCUACGUUAUCCAGAGUACUACUUGACUGAGCAAAAUCAAUCAUAUAUAUAUGAU
Pieris rapae (cabbage white) is the source of this 545-nucleotide messenger RNA. RefSeq lists its product as uncharacterized. The record is from RefSeq and is a predicted model, not a curated record. Bases 1 to 516 code for a protein of 171 amino acids. The transcript has 5 exons. NCBI's taxonomy places the organism in Eukaryota, Metazoa, Arthropoda, Insecta, Lepidoptera, Pieridae.